AUGAGCGGCGCCCGCCAAAAGGGAGCACAUCUUAGGCUCGUUCAUUUGUGUGACGCUAUCUACGCUAUCGAGGACUGCGCGAACACGGAUUGCUGGAGUGAGGUUACCAGCCGCGUGACGGAGCACUGCAUAACUCGAGUGCACAACACAGGCUCGAACACCGCACCCUUCCCUCCUGCGAGGAACGGUCGAAAGAUUAAAGCCUCCAUGAUGGCCGGAGCACAUGGGGUGCAUUUCACCGGAAGGCCCAUUUUCAUGAACGUGGCCGCUGACUUGGUUCUCAACGGAGCAACCGUCGAAGGCGUCCAUUUUCGUGACGCCAUAGAAGGGUCGGAAGGAGAGGAGAUAGAAGUGGACUACCUUGAACAUUCGAGCGGCCUGAGGAUGGAUGGGAGUGGUCAACAUGUAAAUGUCGGCGGGGCUGUCAGGUAUAUUCCCGCUGGUCAACAUGGUGUUGCUCCGGUGUCCUCUCGAGUGCAGAAGGCGGACAUCAACGCGCACAUGUUCAAAAAUCUCAGAGACUCCGAGAUCAACGGCGGACAGUUUACAAAUGUUGCAGGAAACAUGGACUACGUCGGAGCUUCCGAAUCUGCCCCGUCCCACUCGCAAGGAAUUACAGCGCCAGAUACUUAUGACAGACGACGAACUUGA
Molecule: messenger RNA, 651 nt
Organism: Laccaria bicolor S238N-H82
Lineage: Eukaryota; Fungi; Basidiomycota; Agaricomycetes; Agaricales; Hydnangiaceae
Exons: 5
Coding region: 1-651 (216 amino acids)
Source: RefSeq, a predicted model, not a curated record